Molecule: messenger RNA, 1874 nt
Organism: Salvia miltiorrhiza (redroot sage)
Lineage: Eukaryota; Viridiplantae; Streptophyta; Magnoliopsida; Lamiales; Lamiaceae
Exons: 3
Coding region: 777-1631 (284 amino acids)
Source: RefSeq, a predicted model, not a curated record
GAAAUAUUAGUUUCUCAAAAUAAGACAGUCUACCCAAAAUAGAAGUGACAAAAGGGGAAAAAAAUCAUUAUAUCAACUUCAUAAACUGUGCGAAGCUGCAUGCCAUCAUUUCCAUGCAGCAACACACGAACAAAUGGCCAAUCAAAGUAGUGGGAAGAAAAGUCCACUUUUUCUCGAUGCUGCACUUCUAGAGAGAGAAAGAGAGAGAGAGAGAGAGAGGAAGAAUCAUAUAAAAAACUACAGCUAGAUUUCUGCAUUCAAUGAUGCCUUUAUUAUUGCCGUCUGAGUUUGACCCCACCGAACUCUCUUCAAUUCCUGUCUACCUUCUUCUCUUUCUAAUAAAGGCCCUUUGCCAUUUCGAUUUUGCUAUCAACACUAAUAAUCAAAAGCGUCUCUAGCAAAUCCAGGUGGUGCAAGGUUUACUCUGAGGCAGAAAUCAAGAGUUGAUUUGUAUUGGCUGUCGGAUUUUCGAUUUUGAGUGCAUUUUGGGAAUUGCUGUGAGUUUUUGACAAAGAAGAUUUUGAUGUCACUGUCUGUUUCUUGACAUACCUACUGAUUACCAAAAAGGGGUGUUUCUGCCUUCGCUAUUAUCAAACAGGUUUAGAUUUGGCAGAUUUAGCAGAAAUCUCAAAAGGUGGCGUUUGUGUUUCUUUCUUGGCUUAUUAUCAAACAGUUUUAGAUUUGGCAGAUUUAGCAGAAAUCACAAAAGGUGGUGUUUGUAUUUCUGCCUAGUCUAUUAUUAGAUUUGGCAGAAAAUCAGAAAAUAGUUGUGAAAGAUGGGUUCAUUUCCAGGGCAUGCAAUUCCUGGGACAUUGUUUCUAGUCAUUGGUGUGUGGCACAUGUGGUGCUCUCUAAUCAGAUAUGCAUCAAAUCCUAAAUCUUUCCAAGUCAGGGUUUGGAACCCUGUUCCUGGCUUUGAUGGUAGGCUUAAAUACUUGGAGCUCUAUGUGAUUGCAAUCGGAGCUUUCUUCGAUCUAUGCAUAGAGUUUCUGUAUUCGACCCAUCUCAAGAUCGUUGUUCAUGGAGUCUUGAACCCUUCUCAUAUGAAUGACUUUGAGCACUCCGGGAUGCUGCUUAUGUUCUUCAUCUUUGGCGUUGUUGCACUUCUCUCUGAGAAGACGAGCUACCUACCAUUGCCAGAGGGCGCUUUAUGCUUCGUCGCUUCAGCAGCAUUCACAGCAGAGUACAUUUUAUUCUAUUUUCACUCCACCACUCACAUGGGCCUCGAAGGAUGGUAUCACUUCAUCCUCGUCCUCCUAAUCGGCCUAUGUAUACUGUCGACAGUUGCUGGAGCUCUCAUGCCUACCAGUUUCCCAGCCGACUUAUGCAGUGGCAUGGCCAUGACACUCCAAGGCCUUUGGUUCUAUCAAACAGCGUUUACUCUCUAUGGUUCAAUGAUGCCAGAUGGUUGUUUGCUCAAGGACAACGAGGUCAAAUGUCGUUCCACGGAACAUGAAAUCCGUGGUGAGUUGCUGGCAAAUUUCCAACUAUUUGUUCAAGUUUUCAGUGUUCUUGUCGCUGUUGCUGGAGCCUAUAUCUAUAUCGAGCCAAAAUACGGGCAUUCUAGUUCUGUCGGUUCACAUGCACUUGAUGAUGGCCAAGAUCAGAAGAUAAUUUCCUCAGCAAGAUGACAUGUUCUUUCUCAUAGUAGUUCGUUUCUUCGAUUCUUGACAAGGAGGCAUCAGGCAUGUAGAUGAAGGAAACUCUGGUUUGGACAGAUGUAUCCACACUCUGUUUUACAUGUUCAUGGUCUUUUGUAGUUUACAUGUAGAGUAGAGUCGAGCCAAGGAUAGCAGAAUUGCAGCAUUUCUUGUAGAAAUAUCAUUACACUUAGAAAAUUUUGGCCGUUAUGAAUGUUCUCUUGAUUUUUGUUA